UCGCGCGCGGUCGCAGCCACGCUCGCCGACAGCCAGAUGUUUAGUCCAACCCACUAAGUUUAUGCUUUUGUAUUUGUUGGCCUGCCCCACUAAAGCAUACAGAGGAGAAACAAAAGCCAGUCUCAUUGCGCUCCAUUAAACAGAUGCCAAAUACGCGUUGUGCAAAUGGUGUAAAGGCAUUAUUUUGUCGAAAUUUUUGUUGGACUUUGGCUAACGCAACACCACAUAUUUGUAUUGUUUUAAAUCACGUGAUUUAUGCAAAUUAUCGAGGCAAUUUGUAGCAACAUAAAAAUUUGGAAAUAUUCUCCCCCCUUCAGUGAAGUGAUUGUGUUUGUGCUCGCAGUCGUCUUAGAACGGUGGAAAGGUAGAGCAUCGGCCGACUAACAGCCAGCAGCAACAAAUGAUGUCGAUGAAUAUAACUAUUAAAACGAAGUUAAAGUUGCUCCCGGGCCGCAUACAAAUAGAGCUGUAAAUAAAUAAACAAACAAGCGCGUUCAGUUGUUAUGAUACCGCAGUGAAGGCUUCGCAGAAGAGGAGCACUCUCUCCCUGGGCGAGGACUAACCGAAAGUAAAUUGAAAUUGCAUCACGCUCUUGGGUCCGGUCGAGUGCACACUCUGGUCGGGCUGAAAGCCCCGGUCUCGGGACACAUCGGGCAGCCCCAGCAACACCCACAAUCACAACCACAGCCUCAGCCACAGCACCGGCUAAGGCUACGGCCACGGCUACGGGCAAAUUGUAUUCUAACCAAAUGUAUGCCGGGCGAGCAACCCAAUUUGCGAAAACCAUCAGCAGCAUGGCGUGCAGCUUGCAGAAGCAGCCUCAGGCACCCCAACCGGCAGCCAUGCCAACAUCAUGUGCUGGCGUAGAGGCGGAGGUAACUGGCGGGCGGCCAGGCGGAGGUGGCUCAAGCGGGGCUGGAACCGUUCCCUCCACACCGAAGACCACCAAGGCUGCCCAGCCAAGGGGCUCGCUGCCAACGGAUGUAAACCAGCCCCCAUUGGAAUUCCAAUGGCCGCCGCCCGUUCCCGUCUCGAUACACACGAGCAACUUGCGGCUGAACAUGAUGAACCAGGAUCCCAAGGACCUGCAUACGGCCAGGGCCAUAAUCGAGGAGCUGCGCUCCAAGGUGCGGUUUCAGACGGAGCACAUCAUGAAGUGGCGCAAGGCGUACGCCAUGCAGGUUCAGCAACACUAUCGCUAUCAGAAGGAAAAGUCCGACCAGAUGAACUCGCUCACCUCGCAGCUCCUGCUGCUGGAGUCGCGCCUAAAGCGUAAGCAGAAGCAAAUCGCCAGCCUGCUCAACCACAGGGAGCUGACCAUACAGCGUCAGCAGAAGAUCAUCGACACGCUCUCCUCGCGCCUUGUAGACCACGGCCUGGAGACGAUAGAAGCUAGCUACGCCAACGAGCUGGACUCGCUGAACGACUCCGAUUCAGCAGUGGUGAUGGAGGACAUUGACUCGGACAGCCCGCUGACCCUGGGAACGAGGCGGAAGAGCAGCGGCGCCGGCGGUCUGGGCGGUGUGCUGGGCAGCGAUGGCAUCACCAUAGUGCGCUCCAUAUCCGAUGCAAUCGAGACGAAUCUCAAUAAGUACGGCGCGGCCAGACGUAACAACUGCUUCCUGCGACGUCCCGACAUCCUAGAAACGGUUUAUUCGGUGGAGGAGGACCCCGAGCCCACCUCCGACGUGGCCGAGAAGCGGGACAAAUUCAAGAACCGCUCCGAAAAGGCCCUGAGUUCCAGCUCCACCGAAGGCCAGAUUGACUCUGCGAGCCCCUCGGGCUCCGCCUCCGACAAAGCCAAAGACUUGCCCGUGGACGGCGGCACCGGUAUACAGCGGCGUCAAUUGGGUGCCCUCAAGCGGUCUCCCAGCCAUGAUGCCCCCUGCACAACACUCAGCGUCAAGGUACCCCAGCUCCAACCGCCCUCGCCUCCUCCGCCGAAUACGGAUCCGGUCACCGGGAAAAGUCAGGUAACCAACUACAACCGCGUGAUGCUGAACCAUCGGUCAGUGACCAAACCCAAGGACGUCAAGUACAAGCGCAUCAACAAGGCCAAGUCCAAAAGUCUCGAGGAGUUGCGGGGGCGUCUUAAGAACCUGGUGGAGCGGCCGCCGGGCCUCGAUGGAGGAUACUCCAGCGGCAUGAUGCCGCAGACGGCGCAGUCCUAUGCGUGACAUUGGCAGCAGCCAGACGAGGUCUCUAGCAGGCCAGCGGUGGCGAAGGCGCAAGCGCAGGCGGAGGCGGCGGGGGUGAAGGCGGAGAAUGUAGAGCCCAUGUCGGGGACAGUCAAGCUGUCAGCAGCGAGACGAGACAGUGACCUGAACCCCCAGCCGUCUCAGGGACAGGAGACUGGCAGACACGGCUUCCCGAAGCGGUCACUGACCCUACCCCGCAUCCUAGUGCCACGGCAGUCGAUGGCUGGAUUGCCCAGCUCCAGCGGAGGAGACCGAGGCGGAGGCGGAGGUGGAGGCCGUGGCGGCUUCUAGCAAUUAAAGAAAUUUUUCAUACGCAAUUGUGAUAAAAAGUAAAACCAUUUCCUUACCGUCUCUGCUCGUUUCUGUCCACUUUUAGUUGCUUUAACACGAUUCUCUUUUGUACCAUUUGUUUCCUUGAUAGUUAUCCUGAGCUUAGUUUGGAAAACUUUGCAUUUAAUUAAGUUUAGUUUUAGUUUUACCAACGGAACUGCAUUUUUACUUACCAUUAAAUAUAUAAUUUUACACAAAAUAAAUAUACUUUCAAGCCUA
Drosophila kikkawai is the source of this 2747-nucleotide messenger RNA. RefSeq lists its product as uncharacterized. Lineage: Eukaryota; Metazoa; Arthropoda; Insecta; Diptera; Drosophilidae. The record is from RefSeq and is a predicted model, not a curated record.